Molecule: messenger RNA, 1191 nt
Organism: Entamoeba dispar SAW760
Lineage: Eukaryota; Evosea; Mastigamoebida; Endamoebidae
Exons: 1
Coding region: 1-1191 (396 amino acids)
Cellular component (GO): cytoplasm
Molecular function (GO): ATP binding; GTP binding; ATP hydrolysis activity
Source: RefSeq, a predicted model, not a curated record
AUGUCAAAGAAGCAAGAACCCAAAGAAAGAGUAAUUCUUGGUAGACUUACUAAUCAUCUUCGAAUGGGUAUUGUUGGACUUCCAAAUGUCGGAAAAUCUACUUUAUUUAAUGCAUUAACAAAGUGUCAAGUUCAAGCUCAAAAUUAUCCAUUCUGUACCAUUGAUCCAAACCAAGCUCGUGUUGCUGUCCCUGAUGAACGUUUUGAUUAUUUAUGUGAACAUUAUAAACCAGCUAGUAAAGUAGCUGCAUCUUUACAAGUUACUGAUAUUGCAGGUCUUGUUAAAGGUGCUGCUGCUGGUGAAGGACUUGGAAAUGCAUUCCUUUCACAUAUCAGUGGUGUUGAUGGUAUUUAUCAAGUAGUUAGAGUAUUUGAAGAUGAAGACAUUGUUCAUGUAGAAGGAGACAUUAAUCCAAUAAGAGAUAUGGAAAUUAUUUUAAAUGAACUAUGUUUAAAAGAUGAAGAAAUUAUUUCAGCAAAGGUUGAAACCCUUACUAAACAAAACCUUCAUAAGAAAGAUAAAGUUGUUAUUGAGGAAAUUGCAUGUUUAAAUAAAUGUCUUGAAAUGGUCAAACAAAAAAGACCAAUUAGAUUUAACGAAUGGACAGACGAAGAAGCAGGUUUUAUUAAUAAUGUUCUUCCACUUACUGCUAAACCAAUGAUAUAUUUAGUUAAUAUGUCUGAGAAUGAUUUCUUAAGAAAGAGAAAUAAGUAUUUAUUGAAAAUUAAGAAUUGGAUUGAAGAAAAAUGUAAACCAUUCCCAAUGGACCCAAUUAUUCCAUACUCUGGAGCUAUAGUUGCUAAAGAAAUUGAUGCUGUACUUGCUAAAACAGCUAAUCAAUCUUCUGAACCAGAAAUUCUUGCUGCUGGAGCAUUAGCUAAGAUUGUUAACACUGGUUAUACUACAUUAAAUUUGAUUCAUUUCUUCACUGCUGGUCAUGAUGAAGUUAAAUGUUGGACUGUCAGAAAAGGUACUAAAGCACCACAAGCUGCUGGUACUAUUCAUAGUGAUUUUGAGAAAGGAUUUGUUUGUGCUGAAGUUAUGACAUUUGAUGAUUUCAAACAAUAUGGAAGUGAACAAGAAGUUAAAUUACAAGGAAAAUAUAGACAAGAAGGAAGAAAUUAUCAAGUUUGUGAUGGUGAUAUUAUGUUCUUCAGAGCUAAUACCUCUGGAUUAGGAAAGAAGAGAUAA